Raphanus sativus (radish) is the source of this 916-nucleotide messenger RNA. Its product is annotated as protein RDM1-like. The record is from RefSeq and is a predicted model, not a curated record. Lineage: Eukaryota; Viridiplantae; Streptophyta; Magnoliopsida; Brassicales; Brassicaceae. The coding region runs from base 118 to 621 and encodes 167 amino acids. The transcript is spliced from 2 exons. Gene Ontology annotation, cellular component: RNA polymerase V complex; nucleus.
ACACGUGUAUAAGUCAUCCUCUUCGUCUUCUUCCCCUUUUAAAAUCCCUAAUUUCCGGAGCUCCGUGGCGCGCCGUCGUACGUUCCGAAUCUACAGUCAGAGAAUCUAACUGUGACCAUGCAAAACGCACUGACGAUGAACCCACGAGCAUCAGAUGAUUCCAGUUCUUCCGAAGUCGAAGCUGAGAUCAGCGACGGCCUUUCUCCGCUAAACAGAUCUCACAGAGCCGUCGUCGAGGAUGAAGCUUCGCUGGUGAUGAGAGCAGAGAUGUAUCAAGGCUACAUGAAGGAGCUUCCCAUUCCGAUGAACCGCGGUUCGGUUAUUCCCUUCACGAGUUGGGUUGGUUUAGGCUUCUCGAUCAAACAGCUUUACGGUCAGCCUUUGCAUUACCUCACGAACCUUCUGUUACGACGUUGGGACCAAUCAAGACUCGGGUCUGAUUCGGAGUUCCAGAGUUUGGAUCUCAUCGUCCAUCCUUGUAAAGCUGAAGCCACCGUCUGGCUCGUUGAAGAAAUCCAUCGUCUCACUUCUUCUCAUCUCCACAUCGCUCAGCUUUGGGGAUCUGAUCCUGUGUACCACUCUUUGAUUGAUCCGAUCGUUCCUGAGCUACCACGAUCAUGAAAACAAGAGUUCUUGAACACCCUUUUCAAGAAUCUUACUUUAACGAUUUUAAGUUUAGAUAAUGAAAUGUGAAUGUUGUUUUAUCUGCUUUACUUGUGUUUCGUUCCAAGAAUCAUCCUUUUAAGGAUUGAAGUAGUUCUCUAUGUUAACUUUAGAAAAUGAAAUGUAAUUCUCUAAGUUACAAAAGAGACAAUUUGCUCCUUCACUUUUUUUUUCAACUUGUGGUUGUGUAAUUACCAGGAGUGAUUGUGCAAGAACACUUCCCUUUAGUAAUGAAAUGAAACUUGUUAUUGUA